AUGGUGUCUCAGCCUUCCAUCCCUCCAGCGCAGGAUCGAUGCUAUGAGGCUACAAUAGAGGCGGCUUUGAAGAGAGCCUUCGCAAGCGGAUCUUUGAAUCUUGCGAGUGCGGGGCUAACCACAGUUCCACAACAGCUGGAGAAGUUGGACACUUUCACACUAGACGGUGUGAGUUGGUGGCAGUGCAACAGUAUAGAGAAGGUCGACAUUUCCGGUAACGAAAUUCGCGAGAUACCCACAGGCCUCUUCGAGCACCUAUCCGACUGUCGAAGCUUUAACGCCAACGACAAUCGUCUCGAGUCGCUGCCCAUCGCCUUGUUGGGCUUGGCGAAAUUAAAAUCUCUACUUCUGAUUCGGAACAAGCUCACAAUUUUCCCGACUUCCGAAUCUCCGAGCUCUCUUGUUGAACUGCGGCUUUCACACAACAACUUGUGUGAACUACCGCGAGGCUUUGCAGAUGCCCUCCCUAAUCUGCAAGCUCUAUCCAUCGACCACAACCGUCUGGUGAACCUCGAUGAGCCUCUACCCACUCAGCUCAGAGUCUUGCUUGCGAGCAGCAAUGAACUUGUGUCAAUCCGAGGUGUCGGGGGCGGCCUCGGUUUCCUCGAGGAGCUUGACCUCUCGAAGAACAGCCUCACCGUCAUUUCCGAUCUACGUUGCUGUAGCCAACUUAGCAGUGUCGACCUUAGUCAUAACAAGCUGGUGCAUUGGCCAAGCCUUGGGGAGAAGGUGCAUACGCUAGCCUUUUCUUACAACUCCCUCGAGUCGCCCCCUGAAGCUGCUCUUCUACCUCCUGCUCUCGUCACAUUGUUACUAGAUAACAAUAAAGUGAAGGCCGUGCCUGGGGGUGUGUUCGCUCUUGAUAAGCUCAAGACGCUAGACAUGAGCAACAAUGAUAUCUCGAGAGUACCAAGCGAACUUGGCCGCCUCCCCUCGCUGACCAAAGUGGCGUUGGANNNNUUAGACACUCUUCUGCGUCUUGUUAUGAGCCACAACGUCCUGAAGACUAUUGAUGCGCUGAAUUACCCGGUCCUGCAAGAGCUGGAUAUCAGCAAUAAUAAGCUGACUAAGCUACCUGUGGAAAUCUCCCUACCACAACUUGUCCAAUUUGAUGCAAGUUGUAACCGGGAGCUCAUCAGCCUGCCGAAGAGUCUGCUGACGGGCUGCGCAAAACUGCGGGAGCUGAGAGCUGGCAACUGCUGUCUGCACAGUUGGGACUUCCUGCCGGACCCUGAGCACCCGCAUCUUGAGGUCUUAGACUUGUCAAAUAACCGAUUCACAGAUAUCCCAACGGACUUGGUCCCGACCCGCUUACCUGGUCUGCAAACUCUCCUGCUCGCCAACAACGCCAUAGCGACAUUACCUCCUUCUCUUGGUCGGGCUACAGCCUUGAGGAGCCUUACUUUGGAGGGCAACCCUAUAAGGUCUGUUCCACAAGCUACUAUUCGCCAAGGCGCGUCUGCUAUACUGAACUGCUUACGUAAGCGUUAUCUGCCUAUGGUCGAAGGUGGUCCCCAGGAGGGCACUGAGCAAUCUGACGGCAAUAGGGACAACCUUGAGAAGGAGGUUGAAUCGCUGGAAAGCAGACUAGCCGUAGGUGGGCAUUCUCAAGCUGUGGAGUACAGUCUGAAGAAGCAGCUCGCCGUAGCACGAGCACGACUGAAGCGCCUCUUGAGGACUACAACCGCGGCGACUCAUGAACCUGUGACUUAA
Messenger RNA from Perkinsus marinus ATCC 50983, 1713 nucleotides. RefSeq names its product leucine-rich repeat containing protein, putative. Gene Ontology annotation, molecular function: protein binding. Bases 1 to 1713 code for a protein of 570 amino acids. The transcript has 6 exons. NCBI's taxonomy places the organism in Eukaryota, Perkinsozoa, Perkinsida, Perkinsidae. The record is from RefSeq and is a predicted model, not a curated record.